AUGGAAUCUGAAGAAGAUAAUAUUUUUGUUGAUAAAAAUUAUAUUGUUGAAAAUAAUUAUUCUGAAAUUAUUGAUGAUAAUACUUCAGAUAAUAUUAGCUCUAAUCAAGAAAGAGAUGAAAUUAAUUCCAUUAAUGAAGAUAAUAUUAGUGAAAAUGAAGCUAAUAUUAGUCAAGCAAAUGAAGAAAAUAUAGAUAUGGAUACAAAUGAUAAAUCAAAUUUUAAAUCAUUUUCAAAGUAUAAAAUACCAAAAGAUAAAUCAACAUCUGCUUUAAAAAGACAUCUUGAAAAAAAACAUAAAAAUAUGAUUACAAAUGAGAAAAUUACAGGAGCAAUAAAUAAAUUUGUUAAAAAAGAAGAAUUG
Dentiscutata heterogama is the source of this 363-nucleotide messenger RNA. The record is from the annotation of a GenBank genome assembly. Lineage: Eukaryota; Fungi; Glomeromycota; Glomeromycetes; Diversisporales; Gigasporaceae.